This is a messenger RNA of Aspergillus niger, 1164 nucleotides long. RefSeq lists its product as uncharacterized. Lineage: Eukaryota; Fungi; Ascomycota; Eurotiomycetes; Eurotiales; Aspergillaceae. The record is from RefSeq and is a predicted model, not a curated record. The transcript has a single exon. Gene Ontology annotation, molecular function: ATP binding; protein kinase activity. The coding region runs from base 1 to 1164 and encodes 387 amino acids. Gene Ontology annotation, biological process: protein phosphorylation; regulation of mRNA processing; spliceosomal complex assembly.
AUGUAUGAACCUAUUGAGGAUGUGGAAAAAAUGGAAUAUUACCGGGCUGGAGGCUAUCACCCAGUAACGAUCGGGGACCGGUUUCAUGAUCGCUACCGGGUAGUCCAUAAACUCGGCCAUGGUACAUACUCGACCAUUUGGCUGGCCCGCGAUGAAGUAUCCAAUAGAUAUGUGGCAGUGAAAUUUUGUACGGCGGAUUCGAAACCCCUGGAGAACGUGGUGCUGUCCAGGCUGUCACAACCCCAGCAAUCGUCAGGCAUAGACCAAGGUUUGAUCCCUACAAUUUCAGAUAUCUUCAAUAUACAAGGCCCCAAUGGCAGUCACGCCUGCUUGGUCACCAGGCCAGCACGAAUGAGCCUGUCAGAUGCAAAGAAUGGAUCAUGGAUCAGUCUCUUUCAGCUUGAGGUAGGCCGAGCGAUAGCAGCGCAGCUCAUGAUUGCUGUCCAGUACAUCCACUCCCAAGGUAUUGUCCAUGGGGACCUUCACCGUGGGAAUACUCUACUUCGGCUAUCCCGUGACUUUGACGAGCUGUCGACUGAAAUGCUCUAUGAAAAAUAUGGAGAGCCGAUACUCGAGCCAGUCAAUAGAUUAGAUGGUCAAGAGAUUCCGCCAGAGGUGCCACAGCAUGGUGUGAUACCUCUAUGGCUUGGAGAAGCAAGUGAAGAUGUAACACUCCCGGAAGCCAAGGUCCUGGUUUCAGACUUUGGUGAAGCAUUCUGUCCUUCGCAUGAACAAAAAUUCGAGUCUCAUACACUUGUGGUCCGUCCCCCGGAGGCCCGGUUUGAGCCAACCCAGCCUUUGACUUUUUCGUCUGAUAUCUGGACACUUGCCUGUACCAUGUGGGAUAUUAUGGGACAAAGAACACUAUUUGAGGGCCUUCUGACAAAUGAUGACGACAUGACUAGCCAACAAGUCGAAUUACUUGGUCCGCUGCCCUCCGAAUGGCUCACCAAAUGGACAGAAAUUCGAGACAAGGGUAGCAAGUCGACCCACCAACCUCCCACAUCUUCGACUCAGUCAUGGGAGGAUCGAUUUGAAAAACAUAUGCAGCAGUCGCGGAUACGGGAGGGAAUGCCACCAUUUGAAUCAAUAGAACGUGAUGCUUUCAUCUCCAUGUUACGCUCUAUGCUUCGCUUCAGGCCGGAAGAUCCCCCUUCUGCAUAG